GCGGACGGGCUGGUCACAUUGGAGAGCGCAUCAUCGGGCGCAUCAGCGGAAAGGGAAGUCGGAGGGCGUGCACACCCACUGCUCGGGCGGGCCCCUAAGCGACCAGGCAAGCGAGCAAGCAAGCAAGCCAGCAAGCAAGCGAAAGCCUUGAGCUUUUUUGGACAGCCGAUCUGGAUCCGGGGCUGGCCUCCCCGUCCAGCUUGCUUGGCGAGGCCCGCUCGCCUUUUGCUCCAUGCAAUGCACCGCCUCUCUUAGCGCGAUGCAGCGGGCCGGAGGAGGAGCGGCGGCGGCGGCGGAGCCCGGAGGCGGCGGAGGCGGCGAAGCGGUUGCAGCGGCGGCGGCCUCGUACCGGGUGCUGAGCCGCUUGCUGGGCUACGGCGGGGCCGAGUCAGCCGCAGCCGGGUUGGCGCUCGGCGGAGCCGUCGGGGAAAGCUCCGCUGCCGUCGCCGGGGAUCGUGGAAGGGCGGGCGGGCUCCGAGGCUCGCAGCUCCUGGUCUUCCGCCCCGGCGAAGCGGGAGAGCCGUCGGGGGUUUCCCCGUCCGCCUGCCUGCCCACGCCUUCGACGCCUCGACCGCCCUCGGAGCUGCUGUGCGCCAGGCACCGGUGCGCUCUCCUGGACGCGCCGAAAGGCGAGCCUGGAGGAGGACGAUGCUGGAGUGGAGCGGCUGGCGGCCUCCUCUUCCCUCCGGGGGCCGGCCUGGAGUUGCAGCUGGCCGCCUUGGGGCUACACCAGGCUCCCCCGACGGCCCCGGGAGGGCCGGGCAAGCCUCCCGGAGAUUGCCCGUGCCUGAGCCUCUUGCCUUCGCCGCCUCUAGCCCCUCCGCCCACGAUGCCCUUGUUGCCCCCGGGGGAAGAGACCAGCGACGCCUUGCUCGUGUUAGAAGCUCUCGGCCCCGACGAGGAGGACGAAGAGGAGGUGGAAGCGGCUGUCGGGCAGGCAGAUUCCUCCAGCCCGGUCGUCGCGGCGAAUAGCCGCUUUCAAGCACCCGCUGUUGCAACCACCGCUACCCCGGUUUCUCCUCCACCACCACCUCCGGCAGGCCCGGUGCCCGCCGCCGGAGCCAACCGUCCAAGCUGCUCCUCCGCCCCCUCGAGGAAAGGCUCCUUGAAGAUUCGCCUAAGCCGCCUUUUCCGCACCAAAAGCUGCAGCGGAGCGUCGUGCAACCCAACAACCCCCGCUGGUGCACGUCGGGCCGGGGAGAGGGAGAUGCUGCAAGCCGCUGCCUCCCGAGCCACCUCCGGCACGGCAGGGAGCCUUCCCGAUGUGUCCCACCCUGGGUGUCGGGAGCAAGAGUCGGGCAGAAAACAGAGAUUGAUGCGAACGCAAAGUGCCUUUUCUCCAGUUGCUUUCGGCCCCCUCUUCACGGGUGAGACAGUGUCCUUGGUUGAUGUCGACAUCUCCCAGCGCGGUCUGACGUCCCCACACCCUCCGACGCCGCCACCUCCCCCACGGCGAAGCCUCAGCCUUUUGGACGAUAUCAGUGGGACACUGCCUACAUCUGUCUUAGUGGGUCCGAUGGGGUCUUCGUCCCUCCAGUCUUUUCCUCUGCCUCCGCCGCCUCCGCCGCACGCCCCGGAUGCGUUUCCCCGGAUCAUACCGAUCAGAGCACCAGAAGCGGUACACAGCCAACCUGCACAGCACCUCCAGUGCCCUCUCUACCGGCCUGACUCGAGCAGUUUUGCAGCUAGUUUGCGGGAACUAGAAAAAUGCGGUUGGUACUGGGGACCAAUGAACUGGGAAGAUGCUGAAAUGAAGUUGAAAGGGAAACCUGACGGGUCCUUCUUGGUUCGUGACAGCUCCGAUCCUCGGUACAUCCUGAGCCUCAGCUUUCGAUCACAGGGUAUAACCCACCACACCAGAAUGGAGCAUUACAGAGGGACCUUCAGCCUUUGGUGCCACCCCAAAUUUGAAGACCGCUGCCAGUCCGUGGUGGAGUUCAUCAAACGUGCCAUCAUGCACUCCAAAAAUGGGAAGUUCCUUUAUUUCUUGCGAUCUAGGGUUCCAGGUCUCCCUCCAACCCCUGUCCAGCUCCUCUAUCCCGUCUCUAGGUUCAGCAACGUUAAAUCGCUACAGCACCUUUGCCGCUUCCGGAUAAGGCAGCUGGUCCGCAUCGAUCACAUUCCAGAACUACCGCUCCCCAAGCCUCUGAUCUCGUAUAUCCGCAAGUUCUACUACUACGACCCCCAGGAGGAGGUGUAUCUCUCCCUGAAGGAAGCUCAGCUUGUUUCCAAACAGAAGCAAGAGACAGAGUCUUCAACGUAGCGAGGGGCCCCCCCUCCCGCCUUGCUGCUGUCACCAAUGGAAUUCGGUCACCAGUAUCCUGUCGCUGUGGAAGCUGCGUUGGAGAGGACUCUUGGCGUUUGCUUUCUGGCUGUUUCUUGGCCUCCAGAGAGGACCCAGGGCUUGAAAAGAAAGCACAGCUGUGUGCAGAGAAACAGGAGCCAUGACCCCAUCUGGUUCCAUAAUGAAAUUUUGGAAUCUGCCGAAAACUGGACUACAAGCUCCUGGAAACAUGGAGAAUGUCAUGAUAUUUUUCUUCUUAAAUUUAUAUUUUUUUGGUGCUUCCCUCCCCCUCCCUCCCCUUUCUUCCAGCAUGGGAAAUAGUGAGCCGAUUUUU
Messenger RNA from Lacerta agilis (Sand lizard), 2618 nucleotides. RefSeq names its product suppressor of cytokine signaling 7 (gene SOCS7). Gene Ontology annotation, molecular function: 1-phosphatidylinositol-3-kinase regulator activity. Gene Ontology annotation, cellular component: phosphatidylinositol 3-kinase complex. The coding region runs from base 233 to 2263 and encodes 676 amino acids. Gene Ontology annotation, biological process: intracellular signal transduction; phosphatidylinositol phosphate biosynthetic process. NCBI's taxonomy places the organism in Eukaryota, Metazoa, Chordata, Lepidosauria, Squamata, Lacertidae. The record is from RefSeq and is a predicted model, not a curated record. The transcript is spliced from 10 exons.